AUGGCGGGAGCUCGAUUCACCAACUUGACCGACGCGAUUGAACCGCGCGACGGUGCCGAGCCACGCGUUGGCGACGACAAGCGGCAGGGCAUCCACCGGCUGUUUGGAACGACAGAGUUUUGCAAUGUCUGGUGGUGUGUGCCGCUCAACGCGCUCGGCCACAGUGGCGUCGACCGCGACUCCAUCCCGGCGGCGCGGGGGCUGCUGCAGCGGCUGAAGCUGCACGUCGACCCAAUCCUGCGGCGGCGCGGGUGGCGCGUCAAGCACUUGCACGAGCACAAUGGCCGCGGCCCCGGCGGCAUGUGCUACCACGACCUGCAAGGCACGGCGGACAUCUCGAUCCGCCUGCGCGCC
Emiliania huxleyi CCMP1516 is the source of this 354-nucleotide messenger RNA. RefSeq lists its product as hypothetical. The transcript has 2 exons. The record is from RefSeq and is a predicted model, not a curated record. Lineage: Eukaryota; Haptophyta; Isochrysidales; Noelaerhabdaceae. The annotation marks the transcript as partial.